Molecule: messenger RNA, 1155 nt
Organism: Lathyrus sativus (Indian pea)
Lineage: Eukaryota; Viridiplantae; Streptophyta; Magnoliopsida; Fabales; Fabaceae
Source: the annotation of a GenBank genome assembly
AUGGCUAACUUUGCUAUAGCCAAUGUUUUGAUACUUCUCUUAAACUUGAGUACCUUACUCAAUGUUCUUGCUUGUCCUUAUUGUCCCUACCCUUCUCCUAAGCCACCAACACACAAACCUCCUGUUGUUAAACCACCAGUUCAUAAACCACCAAAGCCACAACCUUGUCCACCUCCUUCUUCAUCACCAAAACCACCACAUGUUCCAAAACCUCCUCAUUAUCCCAAACCACCUGUAGUUCAUCCACCUCAUGUUCCAAAACCACCAGCAGUGCAUCCUCCUCAUGUUCCAAAACCACCAGCAGUGCAUCCUCCUCAUGUCCCAAAACCACCAGCAGUGCAUCCUCCUCAUGUCCCAAAACCACCAGCAGUGCAUCCUCCUCAUGUCCCAAAACCACCAGCAGUGCAUCCACCUAUAGUGCAUCCACCUUAUGUACCAAAACCACCAGUUGUUAAACCACCGGUUGUUAAACCACCAGUUGUUAAACCACCAGUAGUGAAACCACCUUAUGUCCCUAAACCACCUGUUGUUCCAGUAACGCCACCUUAUAUUCCUAAACCACCUGUUGUUCCAGUAACACCACCUUAUAUUCCUAAACCACCAGUUGUUUUUCCACCACAUGUUCCUCUUCCUCCGGUUGUUCCAGUAACACCACCUUAUGUUCCUAAGCCACCAAUCGUUUUUCCACCACAUGUUCCUCUUCCACCAGUUGUUCCAGUAACACCACCUUAUGUUCCUCUUCCUCCGGUCGUUCCAGUAACACCACCUUUCGUACCAACACCACCUAUUAUUACACCACCGACACCGACAGUACCAGUUCCUAGUCCACCUAGUGAAACACCGUGUCCACCACCACCACCAGAAGUUGUACCUUAUCCACCCCCAGCACAACCAACAUGUUCCAUUGAUGCUUUGAAGUUAGGUGCAUGCGUGGAUGUGCUUGGUGGUCUCAUACAUAUUGGAAUCGGUGGAAGUGCUAAACAAACAUGUUGUCCAUUGCUUCAAGGACUAGUAGAUUUGGAUGCUGCUGUGUGUCUCUGCACCACUAUUAGACUCAAGCUUCUUAAUAUCAACCUUGUUAUUCCCCUUGCUCUUCAGGUUCUUAUCGACUGUGGCAAAACUCCACCAGAAGGUUUCAAGUGUCCAUCAUCAUAG